AUGGCCGCUCACCAGCGCAAAAUUGAGCUGCAGUCCCCAGCAGACUUGACUUAUCUGUAUGCCAAUACAGUUGCGCUCUCACGCAAGAAACUCGACCUCUAUUUCCCCCCUUCCGCAACAAACGAUGAGACACCAGAUCCGAUGCGCGAACGCGUACGAGAAUUAGUGGAUGAUUACAUAAACCGCACAUUCACAACAGCCUCAUCAUCAAUCAGCAUAAACGGCAUCGAUUCCUCUCACCCGCAAUUUCCAUUCCCGGCAUCCUUCACCGCACCCGAGACAGUCGAAUACGAACCCUAUGACACCGAACUAGCAUCCCGCGUAACAGCCCUGUACGCACAGUUAGAGUCCCUCACAACGACAGUUGCACAGCAGAGACGUGAUGCGCCACGACAAGCGGCAAAAGACUACGCGGCGCAGUUGAUACAAGUACUGAAGGAGGACGAUAUCGAUGAGGAAGAUGAUGCUAUGGAUGUUGAUGGCCAGUCACAAUCUCGUACUCAUCCGGAUCCUUCGUGGGAAUUGCAGAUCCCGCUCGGUACGGAGGCGGAGGCGGAACGUUGGCGGAAUGGUGAUAUGGCGGAGGUUUAUGAGCGUGCUCUAAGAACCUUGCAGCGGCUUCAAGGUGAGGCCGAGGAUGAGGAGGGUUCUGAGGGUAAUGCAUUGGCUACGACUGUUGGGAAAGCUGAACGGGCCGGACGAGCUGCUGAUGUCGUGGAGAGUAUGUAA
Molecule: messenger RNA, 729 nt
Organism: Penicillium longicatenatum
Lineage: Eukaryota; Fungi; Ascomycota; Eurotiomycetes; Eurotiales; Aspergillaceae
Exons: 2
Coding region: 1-729 (242 amino acids)
Biological process (GO): mitotic sister chromatid segregation
Cellular component (GO): kinetochore; MIS12/MIND type complex
Source: RefSeq, a predicted model, not a curated record